AUGUGGCAGCCGACGCGGGCCCGGCCCCGCGCGCCCUGGCGCUGGGCGCUGGCGCUGCUGGCGCUGGGCGGCGCGGGGCUGUGCCACGCCGGCCCGAAGCACGGGUACCCCGCGCGGCCGGGCGCCAGGAACAAGAACUGGUGCGCCUACAUCGUGAACAAGAACGUGAGCUGCUCCGUGCUGGAGGGAAGCGAGAGCUUUAUUCAGGCGCAGUACAACUGUCCCUGGAGCCAGAUGCCCUGUCCCGCCGCGCUCGUGUACCGAGUGAACUUCAGACCCAGGUACGUCACUCGGUACAAGACGGUGACCCAGCUGGAAUGGAGGUGCUGCCCUGGCUUUAGAGGGGCAGACUGCCAAGAAGGUCCCAGAGACCCCGUGAGGACCCCCCGCCCCACGCCCGCUCGGCCGCGAAACAGCAUGAAGAAAGCCACAGACAAUAACGAACCAAGCGAAGCCUCAGAGCCCAGGAAGACUUUGUCCCCAACUGCAACAGAACCAAGCCAGGUGGUAGAUCCAAAACAGGGGCCCCAAGAACUUCAGGAAAAGAAAAUCCAGGUGCUCGAGGAGAAGGUUCUCCGACUCACAAGGACGGUUCUUGACCUCCAGUCCUCCCUUGCUGGAGUGAAUGAAAACCUCAAACAUGCCACUCAGGACGAUGCCAGUAAAAUGCGGCCAUCGUGGCUUGGCAGCCCGCACCCCCAGCCUGAUGUUGCCACCGGUGGAGACAGAGAAACAGUCCAGCAUCCUGGCGUCCUUCAUGGUAAAGAAUCUGGCAUGAAGGACAUCAAGUCCGAGUUGGCUGAAGUCAAAGACACUCUGAAGAACAAGAGCGACAAGCUGGAAGAGCUGGACGGGAAAGUGAAGGGCUACGAGGGGCAGCUCCGGCAGCUCCAGGAGGCUGCGCAGGGCCCCACCGUGACCAUGACCCCCGGCGAGCUGUACCAGGCCUACGUGGACAGUAGGAUGGACGCCCUGCGGGAGGAGCUCAUGGAGGGCAUGGACAGGAAGCUGGCCGACCUGAAGAACUCGUGCGAGUACAAGCUGCUCGGGCUCCAGCAGCAGUGUGACGACUACGGCAGCAGCUACCUGGGAGUCGUAGAGCUGAUUGGGGAGAAGGAGACGAGUCUGAGGAAGGAGAUAAACGACCUCCGAGCCCAGAUCCGGGAGCCUUCAGCGCAGCCAAACUGCUGCGACAGCAAAAAGAAUGGUGACUUCGGUCAACAGAUCAAGACGCUAGACCAGAAAAUUGAGAGAGUCGCCGAGGCCACCAGGAUGCUGAAUGGACGGCUGGACAACGAGUUUGACCGCCUCGCGGUUCCAGAGCCAGAGGUGGACUUUGACGCCAGAUGGAACGAACUCGAUGCGAGGAUCAAUGUGACAGAGAAGAACGCGGAAGAGCACUGCUUCUACAUCGAGGAAACCCUUCGGGGGACCAUCAGUGGGGAGGUGGAUGACUUGAAGCACCUUGUCGAUCAGAAAAUACAGUCUCUGGAAGGCCGUCUGGGGAGCGUUCUCCUACAGGUGGCCAACGGCACUGACGCGGGAUUCACGCCCCUGGGGCCAGCCCUGCCAGGCGCGCCGGGGGCGGCGAAUGAACAGGUCGUGCUGGAAUUAAACCGCCUGAAGGACAAAGUUCAAGUCGUGGAGGAUAUCUGCGUGCGGAACGUCCAGCCUCACGGGAGGGAAGGUGCUUCGCCAAGCGGGGAAGGCCCCACAGCGCGGGACAGCUGGCGCCUUUGGAGAUCUCUCAACGACACGAUGCAUAGGAAGUUUCAAGAAACCGAACGGAGCAUCCAGAAACUCCAACAGGACUUUAGUUUUCUUUAUUCUCAGCUAAACCACACCGAAAACAAUGUGACUUACCUUCGGAACGAAAUGAGCAAUUGCAGGGCAGGUGAAAACGCUGGGUUGGGGGGGUUCACGAAGGUGGGUGAGCAAGAAAGGACAGUGGAGACCCCCCCGGCCCCCCAGGACCCGAUGGCUCAUUGCUGCGGCCGGCUGGAGGAGAGGUGGCACGGCUUCCAGGGCCAGGUCCUCUCGGAGCUGGACGUGUGCAAAGAGAACAUGCACGGGGCGCAGAGGGACAUCUCCGUGGUGGAGGGCAGGGUGUCUCACGUGGAGCAAACCUGCGGCAAGCUGGGCGCCAUCUCGGGAAGUCUCGAGAGGAUCAAGGAGGGACUCGGCAGGCACGUCAGCAGCCUGUGGACCUGUGUCCGGCAGAUGAACGGGACGCUCAGGGCGCACGCCAGAGACAUUUCUGGCCUGAAGAAUUCAGUCCAGCAGUUCUAUAGCCACGUUUUCCAGAUUUCUACUGACUUGCAAGAUCUGGUCAAAUUUCAACCAUCAGCAACCGAGGAGCCCUCAGAAGCGCCCCAGCCCCCAGGCCGAGGGAAGGCCCCGCAGAUGCCCAGGUCCCUGACCCCGUCGCCGGCAGAGGCCGCCACCCAGCCGGCUGAGCUGGAGCCCGCCCCGCCGCGGCCCGGUGCUCCGCCGCCCCGCGAGGACCCCGCUGGACGGCCGCACCCAGGCCAGCGGCCUGUCCUGCCCCAGAGGCCUCUGCGGCCUCGGCCCCCCGAGGAGAAGCUGCCCCUGCCGGCGCGGCCUGGCCGGACAGGGCUGCCCUCCUUGCCCGGCUCCACGGGGGUCAUCAUGGAGACCGGCGAGGCUGGGCCUCCGGGGAGGAUGGGCGUGUCGGGGAGAGGCCUGCCCCAGGGAGUGGACGGCCAGACGGGACAAGGCGCCAUCCCCAGCGCCGAGGGCUACGCGGGCGCACCAGGAUACCCCAGGUCACCUCCUGUGGCCUCCCCAGGGGUUCCGGUGCCUUCUCUGGUGUCUUUUUCUGCGGGGCUAACCCAGAAGCCUUUCCCCAGUGACGGGGGCGUCGUCCUCUUUAACAAAGUGCUGGUGAACGACGGGGACGUUUACAACCCUAACACAGGGGUCUUCACAGCUCCAUACGACGGGCGCUACCUUAUCACCGCCACCCUCACCCCUGAGAGAGAUGCCUAUGUGGAGGCGGUGCUGUCUGUGUCCAAUGCCAGCGUGGCCCAGCUGCACACAGCUGGGUACAGGAGGGAGUUCCUGGAAUACCACCAGCCCCCUGGGGCUCUGCACACCUGCGGGGGCCCUGGGGCCUUCCACCUCGUCGUGCACCUGAAGGCAGGAGACGGUGUCAACAUCGUGGUGACCGGGGGCAGGCUGGCGCACACAGACUUUGACGAAAUGUACUCCACGUUCAGUGGGGUGUUUCUAUAUCCUUUCCUUUCCCACCUCUAGGGUGCUGGGGAGAGGUGCGGGGAAAGAGCUGUAAAAACUCUGAAGCUUUAAUAUAUUUGGUUUCGGUACGUACUGGAGCACUGGUCUAGAGCUUUCUGCCCCCACCACCUCCCCCAGCAUGAAGGCUGUCCGGGCUACCACACCUCACGGCGUCCAGGCAGGCAGUGAGGCACAAGGUCAGUGUGGCCACUGGUUUUUCUGUCACUCUAACUGGACAACUGGAAGACUUGGAAAGGCCCUCUUGCUCAUGAGCCAGAUCCUCCUCGGCAUCUUCCCAGCCUCCAGCUCGCUCCACGGGUUCCUGGGCACCACCUGCUCCCCCAGGGGGGCCGGCUGGGGGCUGGUGUCCUGCUGAUGGAGGGGGAAGAGCUGCUGGGCUAAGGGCUAAGACACCCCUGGCUGAUAUUUACUGGAGAGCAACGCUGAGGCCAACCAUCUAUCUGUAUUUACACUGCAUGCAGGAGAAAAGUUUAAACACUGAAGUGCUGAGGUGGCCCAUGCCACCGCACAGGGACUCUGAGUUUACAGUUUGGGCUGUCCCACACUUGGUCCACCACUGCCACCAGCACUCUCCCGUUCACCUGGACUGCUGACGGGGAUGCGUUAGAGACUGUUCACGAAGCUUGCUGGCUCCUUAAAUGGCAUGUACAAUUCAAGUGCAAAGACAGGGAGCGCCAAUAAAGAUGUAAAACCAC
Microcebus murinus (gray mouse lemur) is the source of this 3971-nucleotide messenger RNA. It is a transcript of the gene EMILIN2, whose product is annotated as elastin microfibril interfacer 2. The record is from RefSeq and is a predicted model, not a curated record. Gene Ontology annotation, molecular function: protein binding. Lineage: Eukaryota; Metazoa; Chordata; Mammalia; Primates; Cheirogaleidae.